Seminavis robusta is the source of this 1047-nucleotide messenger RNA. NCBI's taxonomy places the organism in Eukaryota, Bacillariophyta, Bacillariophyceae, Naviculales, Naviculaceae. The record is from the annotation of a GenBank genome assembly.
AUGGAUACCCUUACCAGUCUCUUGUCCCAAUCCAGUCUGCCUCAUAGCUGGGAAGGUGAUGUCCGCAAUCCACUUUUUACAUUCUCAUUGUCAGGAGAAACCUAUGGAUUCUACCUCAAUAAUUUCUUGCAAAACAUUGAGGGUCUGCUUUUCCUGAUAGCCACUGCCCUGGUCGCAGCUACUGUUGCCUGUGUGCUGUAUCAAACAGUGAUUGUUCCCAAACAGCAUGACACCAGUAUGGCAUACCUAUUGGGAUAUGGCGUCAUUAUCCCCUUUUGGAUUCUAUCCCCCAUGUAUGUCAUCCAGACGCUGCACGUUACCAACACGGUGUUCCGUUUUUGCAUGGGGACCGUGCCGAUAUUGAGCAUGUUUCGGACCAUGGAGGUGAUUCAUGGGUUCUGCCCCGAUCAUCUCACGACAUCCAUGGGUACGUUUGCCCUCUACUAUUCGUCUCCGUUUCUUGCCCUCUACGACCACAAGAAGCAACAAUUUGUAAAGGUAACCUCCGCGGCGGUCCUCCAGAGGCUGAUUUGGUCCAUGCAAGGGAUGAUACUAACGGGGGCAGUUCAUUCGCUGUAUCAGUUGUUCCCUGAAACAUUUCCCCAGUUCGGGACUGGCAACAACUUUGACAAGCAGGCAUGGUAUGGUUGGCAGGAGAUCUUUCUGUGGCAAAGAUUGUGGGAAAACUUGUGUUUUGCAGGGUUCUUGUCAAUCUCCUGCGCCUUUGGACUACAGGUCUUUGUCAUGCUGUUCACUGGACUUCAGAUAGAAGAGAUGUGGGUCGACCCGUUGACCAAGUCCGUUUCUUUUUCCGAGUUCUUUGCACGCCGAUGGAACCUUUCAGUGCACACAGCCUUGAAACGUGGUGUCUUCCAACCUAUCCGCCGAUUGUUUCCAAAAUAUGUAGCAUUGGUGUGGACCUUCUUGGCAUCUGGUCUAUUUCACGAAUGGACAGUCUGGUUGACCUUUGCGCCUGUGUUUGAAUCAGCCUCUGACGCAGCACACAAAGACCAAUGUCCCAAUACAAGCUGUUUCCAACCUACGUAA